Verticillium alfalfae VaMs.102 is the source of this 231-nucleotide messenger RNA. RefSeq lists its product with no specific name. The transcript has 2 exons. The record is from RefSeq and is a predicted model, not a curated record. Bases 1 to 231 code for a protein of 76 amino acids. Lineage: Eukaryota; Fungi; Ascomycota; Sordariomycetes; Glomerellales; Plectosphaerellaceae.
AUGACAACUCGUACCCAGUCACGACCUCUUCGAUCAUUCAACUUUCAAAGUCUGGGGAGUCCGGAAAUACAUGCCAGCCUUUCGCCCACAGAGCCCGCCGAGUCACUCAGGCUGCCAGAAAGCCAUUUAGUGUUUAGGUCAGUGCCAGCCAGGGAGCUGGUCAAAGGUUAUAGCAAGCUCGGCGUGAAUGUCGAAUCAAGGCUUUGCUUUGAAGAAGAGGGGUUCUCCUAA